Molecule: messenger RNA, 1478 nt
Organism: Anopheles nili
Lineage: Eukaryota; Metazoa; Arthropoda; Insecta; Diptera; Culicidae
Product: fatty acyl-CoA reductase 1-like
Exons: 7
Coding region: 1-1458 (485 amino acids)
Biological process (GO): long-chain fatty-acyl-CoA metabolic process
Cellular component (GO): peroxisome
Molecular function (GO): alcohol-forming very long-chain fatty acyl-CoA reductase (NADP+) activity
Source: RefSeq, a predicted model, not a curated record
AUGUCGAGCAUAAGUGAGUUCUAUCGUGACAAGGUGGUGUUUGUGACCGGUGGCACCGGGUUCAUCGGGAAAAUCGUGGUGGAAAAGCUGCUUCGAACAUGCGAAGUAAAGGAAGUCAUUCUGAUGGUGCGCGAGAAAAAGAACACGCUGCCGGAGCAGCGCAUCAAGACACUCUGCGCAUCACCGAUAUUCGAACGAUUGGCCAAAAAGAACCCCAGCUAUCAGGACCGGAUUCGAGUGAUCGAGGGCGAUCUCGAAAAGCCAAACUUUGACCUGUGCCCUGAGAGCAUGGAGUACCUAAAGGAGCACACCCACGUCAUCUUGCACAUCGCGGCCACGGUGAAAUUCGACGAAGAAAUGAUCAAGGCGAUCAACAUCAAUCUAGCCGGCACACGAACCGCGCUAGAAAUCGGACGGCAGUCCAAGAACCUACAGAGUUUCGUGUACGUCUCAACGGCAUACUCGAACAGCUACGACGAACACAUUCAGGAGCGCGUCUAUCCAGUUGAUUGCAACCCCGAGAAGAUCCUGGCCAAUCUCGACGACGAGAAAUUGAUACAGGAUGUGAUCAAGUAUUCGCUGAAGUGGCCCAACACGUACACUUUCACGAAGGCACUGGCCGAGGCACUGACUCUCGAGUACCGGCAGCACUUUCCGGUCGCCAUCCUACGUCCGUCUUGCGUCAUGUCCAGCCUAAACGAACCGAUGCCGGGUUGGUGUGACUCGAUCUAUGGCACGAAUGGAACGUUCAUUGGCUGGUACUACGGACUCAUUCGGACCAGCCACAUCGAUCCGGAGGUGACGAUCGACACAGUGCCAGUGGACUACGUGUCGAAUGCUAUUAUUGCCGUCGGAUGGCAAACAUACAUGCAAAGGGCUCAGGAACCAGAGGUGUUGGUGUAUAAUUGUGUAAGCUCCACCGAUAAUCCCCUGACAUUUGAUGAACGAAGACGCGAGUGCGAAAAAGCUUGCAAAAAACACCCUCUGCUGACGGGCAUCUACAAACCGAUCACCUUCGCCUCCAGCAACGAGUUCAUGUUCCGGUUGUACUCACUGGUGCUGCACUAUCUACCCGCCUACAUCAUGGACACAGCCAUGAGGCUUCGGGGUGAGAAGCCCCGCCUCGUCGACACCUAUAUCAAGAUUGAUAAGGUCGUCACCACGGUCAAGAAAUUUACCAACACCACAUACUUCUUCGACAAUCAGAACAUGAAGGACCUUUACCUGGCCAUGAAUCCAAUAGACCAUCAACAAUACCCUUGCGAUAACCGAAACUACAGCUGGCGGCUGUACUUCGAGGUGGCCGUCCCGGGACUAAAGAAAUACUUUUUCAAGGAAGACCUCAAUAACGUAAAGCAGGCUCGCCAAGCAAUGCGUAAGAAGGAGCUUAUCGUGAACAGUAUACUGUUUCUAAUUUUGGGCAUGAUUCUACUGCAAUUGUACUAUCUGUUACGCUAAACGUUGAUGAAUCAUGCAAU